AUGCAGCUGGAGCAACUCGAUGAGGUCAAAGCCAAACUUCGCGAGUAUCGCUCGGCAGCCUUGGAGGCACGUCAGCGUGGGCAAGAGUUUCUGGAGGGCCUUCAUAUGGCCACAGAGGAUCGUGUUGUGCCACUAUGGAAGAUGACAAGCAGACGAUGUGGCGUUAGCUCCAUUGAGAAAUGA
This is a messenger RNA of Durusdinium trenchii, 183 nucleotides long. The record is from the annotation of a GenBank genome assembly. NCBI's taxonomy places the organism in Eukaryota, Dinophyceae, Suessiales, Symbiodiniaceae.